Mercurialis annua (annual mercury) is the source of this 1041-nucleotide messenger RNA. RefSeq lists its product as uncharacterized. The record is from RefSeq and is a predicted model, not a curated record. Bases 1 to 1041 code for a protein of 346 amino acids. Lineage: Eukaryota; Viridiplantae; Streptophyta; Magnoliopsida; Malpighiales; Euphorbiaceae. The transcript has a single exon.
AUGUACAAUGCACCCAGGAAGCUACACCCAGAUAAAGAGAGAGACAAGAGCAAGUAUUGCAGAUUCCAUGAAGGAUAUGGCCACGACACAGAUAGAUGCUGGGACUUGAAGCGGGAGAUAGAACAGCUGAUCCAGUCAGGAGUGUUGAAGAAGUUUGUACGGACAGAAGGAAGUGCAGAAAAAAGGAAACCGGAACAUAUGGAAAAAGAAGAGGCAAACAAAAGAUUCAAAGAACCUAUGGGCGUGAUCAACAUGAUAGAAGGAGGGGAACCCUAUUCGAAGGCACAGAAGAAGAAGAUACGUAAGGGCGUGUACUCGAUAAGCACUAGAGCAUCCGCAAAGGAGCUGCCGUUAGUCACCUUUGGACCAGAAGAUGGAAGACAUGUGCAGGAACCGCACAACGAUGCGCUAGUAAUCAAAGCAUUGAUUAACAAUUUUAGAGUGAUGAGGAUCCUGGUGGACGAAGGAAGCGCAGUUAACCUCCUUACCUUGCAAGUCUUCAGGGGGAUAAGGGGAUCAGUAACGGAUCUAAGACAGGUUUCCGUGCCGUUGGUUGGAUUAGGAGGAAAGCCUAUCAGACCGGAAGAGAUGGUAGGGCUGGAGAUAAUUCUGGGAGAAGCAGAAGAAGGGCCACUGAAGACCAUGACAGCAGUUUUCAACGUGGUGGAUAUCCCGUUGGCAUACAACGCCAUUUUGGGAAGACCUUUCCUAUACCAGUGUGGUGCGGUAACCAGCAUCAGAUGGCUGACACUUAAAAUUCCAGACGAAGAAGGGAUAGUAACUGUAAAAGGAAGCCAGUUAGCCGCACGAGAAUGCAACUUGAUCACUGAAGAAAAAGGCAAAAGUCUGAACAUCGAAGCGUUCCCUAAAGAUCCAGAAGAAGAAGAAGGAGAUAGGAACGCCCCAGUAGGCAACAUGAGGGAAUUCCAAAUCACCCAGAAGAAAACAGUGAUGAUCGGGACAGAAAUACCAGAGGCUGUGGCCGUAGAAAUCAAGAGUGUAUUACAGAAGAACGGAGACACCUUUGCCGCAGAGGCUUAA